AUGGAGGGAGGGAUCCUGAUGGAGAUCAGGCGGGGGACACAGAGCGCGUUGCUGGUUAUCCGCGCGGCGGCGGAGGAUGCAGGCGCGCCGGUGGAGGUGUCGCUGUCGGCGGAUUCCCUGGAAGUGCGGAGCGGCGGGAGCUGCGCUGCGGCGGCGCUGCCGCCAGGGGUCAGCCUGGCGCCGUCCUCGUGCCGCGGGCUGCGCCGCCUCCCCGGGGACGGGCUGCACCUGCGCGUGCGCAUGCGCCGCCCGCCGCCCCCCGCCGAUCUGGCUUUUACUUUGAGGGAAAGCCUGAAACCCCACAAGAAAUACAUCUUUUACUGUCAGUCCUGUGGUGACAUCAUAGUAGAAGAUCGGAAAUUUCUUAGAGUUCUUCCUCUACCGAGUGACAAUUGGAGUGAUUUAGUUGAAGAGUGGUGUUGUCACCCUAACCCCUUUGCCAGAAGCACUUUGCACCCUCAGCAUGAUGACUGUUUUCUUGGAGACACUUUUUUUCUGUUGAAUUCAGGGAAUGAAUCACAUGUGCCUGAAUCUCCCAUGUGCUGCUCAGAGACUGGACACCAUGCUUCUCAGAGUGACUGCAACUUGAAAUCAAAGGAAACUACCAGAGUAAUUUGUAAGCGCUGCAAGACAAUGCUGGGAGAAACAGUAUCAUCAGAUACCAUUAAAUAUUAUGCCACUGAGGUGAUUAUUCAGCCAGCUGAGGGAAGUUUCAGCCCAAUACCAAGGUCUCAAUUUGUGCAGAGCGUGGUUGCUCAGUGUCUUGUGGAGUUAUCCUCUGCUAAAAGCACGUUUAGAUUCACUAUAAAAGGGGAUAAUGGAAAAACCUAUAUUCUGAUAUGGCUUUUAAAUUCUGACACAUUGCUGGUGGAGUCUUUAAGAAGUUCCUCCUCUCUCAGUGUCCUUACACCAUUUGGAGAUACUUUUAUGCCUAGCUCUGGACCAGUGGGGACCUGGAAUGCUGUCAAAGUCCUUUACCAGCCAUGCAUAAAAUGCAGAAAUAAGGACCUUGCUGAUGCAUGGGAAAAUGAUUUGGGAGUUCAUCCUUUGAAGUUUCCAUCAGAAACAUGCUUGGAAUUACUGCUAAUGCUGGGUUUGAGCACUGCAUCUCUUCCACCUUCUCUUCGAUGCAUGAACUCUUUUCAGGUCGCCUUUUUGAAGAUGUGAAGAAUACAGAUACAGUUGAAAACUAUUGUCAAAUUUAUUUUCAGCAGGAAUGUGUACAGAUAACUUCCAAUGGUGUGAAUUCUAGAAAAUAUACACUGGCAAUCCAAAAGAACAUGGAUGUGUGCUGUGUAUUCUUCAUAUCUGAAUGUGUUUCAAAACCAAAGAUGGAGUUGACUUCUGCGUCCAGUACAUUCUUAGAUGUCAUUCUAAGAGUGACUAACCUGUGACUCCUCUGACAUCCAGCUGGGAUAACUGUUAUGAUGUCUUCAUUGCCAAAAGGAAAUUCUCUACCCUUAUCAGUGUUUGAUAGCAAUGUAUAUGUCCUUUGGAAAGUUCACAACUGUAGUAAAUAUUUUAAAAUACUUAAUGUCAUGGACACUAAUGUAAGUUCCUUACCUUCUCUGUUUUGGCGAAGUUAGAGGUCCAGCUUUAAAAGAUAAAAUCUAGUUUUUGUAAAACUUGUAUGUUUCUCACCCAUAUUGUUUCCACAUUGAAGUGUACCUUUCUGCUUGUGAGGGAAGGCAGUUUCUGUAUUUCUACACCAUAUGUAAGUUUUUUUUAAAACUGAUAAUGUUUUGGUUACUGGGAAUAAUCAUUCCUUCAACAAAGAGCCAAGUGUGUGAUGGCUGACCCUGCAGAAACUGCUGGAGGUGAAAGAUACUUGUAGAAAGUCAAUACAGCUGCUCUAAACUGUUGUUCUCUGUUGUGGGUGCUCAGCUGCCUUCCAUGGGAGUGAUAGCAUAUUUACAUGGGACACAGAAGCUGUUGUCAUUUUUGGUUUUGGAAUGAAUUAUUUACUUAGUUGACAGCAAGUUUUGCCUUCCUUUGUCCAGGGGAACAGGAUGGCCUACGUUCAUGGGCCAAAGAUCAGAAAAGAAGUCUUCUGGAAUUUUUGCCUCAAUUCCUGCUUGUUGGGAUGGACUGCUCUUGAGCUAGAAGGAGGUGGUCCUUUAGUAUCAACCAUCUCUCUUAUCCCAGAUAUCACAGACCCUUUGGACCUUUUUGGAAAACAGCAAUAUUUUGGGAAAAUGAAUUCUAGAAGGAAUAUUCUUGUUAGAUGAGUUUGAAAAUUUCUGAAUUUCAAGGAAAAUUAACACUCCCUUUACAUAUUGAAUGAUCCUGAUGUAAGAAGUGACCCUACAAAGUGGGGGACACCUGGGUUUUACACAUCCAAAGACAGGUAGCUGAGGCCUCCUGGUCUGGAUAUAUUUUUUUCUGUUAUUAUAUUAGUUUUCAGUAUUAAAGGAUGAACAAAAUUAUUCUGAAUGUUGUAUUCAGUGACUAAGUUAUCUAGCUUCAAGAUAUUUUGUCUAUGCACCAAUGUUUAGUCAUUUUAUGAAUAAAAUAUUUUUUUUCUAAAUUAGUUUACUGUUUGUUCUACCUAAUUUCUGUGACAGUUUCAGCUUCCCAGAGUAUGACUGAGCAAUUUGAAGAGGGAAGUCAUUCACUAUCACACUGAAGUACUCCAACUUUAAAAUCUUUUUAAACCUCUUUAAAUGAUCCCUUUUAUUGUUUUGCAUAUAUGGGGCAAUCUUAGGUUAGGGAAUAUUUGUGCUUUUGAGGUUCAAUCUCUGUCGUGUCCUGCCUCAUUUGGUGUUAUGGCCAUAAAUAAUUAAUCUGCCUCUGGUAAGGUGCAUGGUUCCAGAAUAAUGAGUGCAGACAUUCCAUGGCAAGUAUUUUUUUGGGACAGUGCCUUUCCAGAGGUGAAAGACCAAUCAGCCCAAUCCAGCCUGGUCAGUCUCUCACCUGUAGGAGUUAAUGGCUCCCAUUAUGUUCCUACAAUGGCAGUGCUGCAGCAGGCUCAGGAAGGAAAUCCUGAGAGAGUGCCAAGCCCAGUGUGUACACGUAAAACAUGAAAUUUCUUGGCAGCUUGUCCUCUAUAUGUAUGUUUAAAGCUUUUACUUUUUUUACCCUAUACAUUGGUGAUCAGGGUUUGCCUGGGGUGUAGUUAACAUUCCUCAUAGCAGCAUGUAUGGUGCUGUGGUAUGGAUUUGUGGCUCCAGCAGUGCUGGUAGCACACCAGUGUUUUGACUACAGCUGAACUUUUUCUCAUCUACCCCCUAUGCCCACCUACUCCCAGUAAACUGGCUGAAGCUGGGCAAGAAGUUAGCAGGGACAGCUGACCUGAACUGGCCAGAGAGAUAUUCUGUACCAUACAGCAUCAAGCAUAGCAGAGAAACUGGGGUUAGUGAAAGAAAGGGGAGGAGAGGGGUGUCUUCCAAGGUGUUGGUUGCUCAGAGAAUAGCUGAGCAUCCUUCUG
This is a messenger RNA of Myiozetetes cayanensis, 3427 nucleotides long. It is a transcript of the gene UBE3D, whose product is annotated as ubiquitin protein ligase E3D. Gene Ontology annotation, molecular function: ubiquitin conjugating enzyme binding; cyclin binding; ubiquitin protein ligase activity. The record is from RefSeq and is a predicted model, not a curated record. Gene Ontology annotation, biological process: protein monoubiquitination; protein autoubiquitination; proteasome-mediated ubiquitin-dependent protein catabolic process. The coding region runs from base 1 to 1167 and encodes 388 amino acids. NCBI's taxonomy places the organism in Eukaryota, Metazoa, Chordata, Aves, Passeriformes, Tyrannidae. The transcript has 10 exons. Gene Ontology annotation, cellular component: cytosol; nucleus; ubiquitin ligase complex.